Messenger RNA from Pleuronectes platessa (European plaice), 3445 nucleotides. Its product is annotated as circadian-associated transcriptional repressor. Gene Ontology annotation, biological process: negative regulation of DNA-templated transcription; circadian regulation of gene expression. Gene Ontology annotation, cellular component: nucleus. NCBI's taxonomy places the organism in Eukaryota, Metazoa, Chordata, Actinopteri, Pleuronectiformes, Pleuronectidae. The transcript has 6 exons. Bases 771 to 1562 code for a protein of 263 amino acids. Gene Ontology annotation, molecular function: RNA polymerase II cis-regulatory region sequence-specific DNA binding. The record is from RefSeq and is a predicted model, not a curated record.
UCCCACUGUUGUGUUUAUUUUUCCACUGUUUCCUGGUCGUGUGUGUGCGUUUGCGUGCGUGCGUGUCUCCCUCUGUGUAUGUGUGUGUUUGUGUGUGUGUCUCUGUCUCUCUCUGUCUGUGUGUCUGUCUCUCUCUCUGUGUGUGUGUGUGCGUGUUUAUGUGUGUGUGUGUAUGUGUGUGUGCGUGUCUCUGUAUGUGUGUGUGUGUGUGUGUGUGUCUCUCUGUCUCUCUCUCUGUGUGUGUGUGUGUGUGUGUGUGUCUCUGUAUGUGUGUGUGCGUGUCUCUCUGUAUGUGUGUGUGCGUGUCUCUGUAUGUGUGUGUGUGUGUGUCUUCCUCUCUCUGUAUUUGUGUCUCUCUGUCUCUCUCUCUCUCUGUGUGUCUCUGUAUGUGUGUGUGUGUGUGUGUGUGUGUGUGUGCGUGUGUGUGUUUGUGUGUGUGUGUGUGUGUGUGUGUGUGUGUGUGUGUGUGUGUGUGUGUGUGUGUGUGUGUGUGUGCGUGUCUCCCUCUCUCUGUGUUUGUGUGUGUGUGUGUCUCUGUGUGUCUCUGUCUCUCUGUGUGUGUGUAGCCCCGCCCCUCCCGGACACGUUGCCCAGGGAGAGGCUGCACGCGCUCCCCUCUCUAGUCCCCGCCCGCCUCAGCUGCUCUCAUGGUUUCACUCCAUCAUCACUUCUCUCCAGGUCCGGACGCUCGACGCUGCGGGUCCUGGUCUCCCGAGGAACUUCAGCCCGGGUCCGUGAUGCUCUCCGCCGGCUGAGGGUCCAACUCCAACAUGUCCACCUCAGACUCGGAUUACUCCAUCGACUGGCUCGCCAGCGACGAGGAAGACUACGACAACAGGUCCAGUCCUCAGGACGGAGCGGAGCAGGUGUCUCCAUCGUCUUCUUCGUCUUCAUCAGGAGAACCUCCGGCUGCAGCCGCUCACAGCGACUCCUCUGACUGUAAAGAUGGAGGUUCUCCGUCACUCAGUCCACUUCAGGGAUUCACUUCAGUUUCUCCGCAGCAGCCACUUCCUGUGGAGUCACGUGGUUCAAACAGGAAGAGGCCACACAACGCCAGUUUGAACGGACUCUGUGAAGAACCUCAAGAAGACACUGGAGAGGAACUGUUCUCUCUCAAGUGUUCCCAGCUGCAGAGCUACGUCCCUCCUCUGUCGUCCAUCCUGCGCAGCCUGAGGUCCGGACGCUACUCUGAACGUCUCAGCACUUUUCAAGAGAGCGUCGCCGUGGACCGGAUCCAGAGGAUCCUGGGGGUCCUGCAGAAUCCACACAUGGGUGGACGCUUCCUCAGCAUCGUACUGAAAAUAGAAGAAAUGCUUCAGAGUUGGUUUCCUCAUAUUAAAUCAAAUCCUCAGACGGACGACAGCUCGUCGGCCAAGAAGCAGAAGCAUCAUCAUCACAGUGCCUCCCCCCUCCCUCCUCCUCCUCCUCCUCCUGCUGCUCCUGCUGCUCCUGCUCCCUGCUCCUCGGACGUGGAGCCGACAGCCUCCUUCUCUCCUCCUUCUCCUCCUUCUCCUCCUCCUCUCACCUCACAUGUCUUCACUCGUCUCCAGUCUGCUCAGUGAAACCUCUGGAGUCGACGCUCGGCGCUCUGGCCCCCCCCUGCAGCCAGGAGGUGACCCAGGUCAACACCGUCUCCUCCAGCACCGACUCGCUCACCGGGCCCCGGCGCCGCUCCUGCACUCCUCCUCGUCUGAGCCAGGGGGCGCUGCCCUUCAAGAUCAGCUCUCCUUGUCUGGAGCGCUCCUGCAGGCGAAGGACAGCAUCAUCGCUCCCAGGACUGUGGGAGAUGGAGGCUGGUUGUCAUAGCUGAUGAUCUGGGGUCAGAUCUCCACGGCGCCCGGAGCCCGAGAAGCUACAGCCUUAAACUAAAACAUGUUUCAAGUCCCCGGAACCUUCAUCUACAUGAAAUGUAGAAGAUCCACAGUGUUCAGGGUGAAACUCAAAUAAAGACACUGAUUGUUUGUCUGUGAGACGAAUCGUCUUCACUCGUCUUCUGGGACACGUCUCCUCACCUCAGACUGAACGGAGGAUCUGAAAAUGAAUGAAUCGUGAUCGGUUGGAUCAAACUGAGACUUUUCAUCCUGAGGCUUUGACUGUUACGUUCCUCGGAUCUUUUUUAGGUUUGCUCUGAUUCCUCUACCUCAUUCUGAAACCACGUCACAGCUCCACGACACCUGAGCCCACGCUCAGUCAAACAGGAAGUGACUCGAUGGAUCAGAGGGAUUCUAAAGAAGUUCUGAUUUUCAUUUAUGGAAGGUCUUUCUUCUUUCAAACUUUCUCUCACUCUGACGACGUCUGUAAACCUCUUCAUUGAAAUCACCACAGAGGAAACUUCUCUAACUAAUGUAGUUUCAUUUCUCCUGGUUCUGGACAUCGUGAAACUUGGACAAACACAAACAGGGAAGUUUGUUCUAUAAACACUAAAAUGUAUAAGACUUGAUCUGACUCAGGAUUUCUCACCAUGAUAGAAAGAAGCAGUGAUGAGUGAUGUGAUUAAUUUAUUUUGAAACCCUGUUGAACGAGGGAAACCCACUGUUUACUCUGUGAAUUUAAAAUUGACAGGUUUUGAACCGUGUGCGUCUCAGAGAGAAUCGAACAAUGUCUCGAAAAAUGGAUUAACCGACGAUCUUCAAACUGUAACGAGACAUAAACGUGUGUUUAGUAAAGUUGAGGCUUAGUUUGAAAGAUUAAAAAUUUUCGCUGUGACUUGUGAACUGAGUGAGACGAGGACUGAGCGGAGCUGCGUGGACUCAGCUCACCACAGGGGGCGCUGUAUUAACAUGUAGAUUGUGAAUUAAUCACAGAAUUUCAAGUUUGAAAAUGUCGACUUGUUUACUCAAGUUUUCUUCCAGACGUCUGGACGCGUGUUUGAAUCACGAAUCUUUCAAAUGAAGUUAAUUUUUUCACAGUUCUUUUAAGUUAAUGACAGAAGGAAAACAGACUUUAAACAGAAUCACUCGUUUCUAAGUGAUGCAGUCAAACGGCGCCAGCUGCUGGUCAAACGUUGGUAUUGCAGCUUUAUAAAUCAAGUCCAUGAACAAUAAGUAUAAAUAGGUGUGGGUUCAUUCUUCUUAAUAUCGACUCAGAUCCUGACUCUCGAUUCUGCGUCAGACCAAACACUCGUCUCCGAUUGGAUGACGGGAUCAUGUGACGCGGUCACGUGAUCGUCUCAGUGAACCUUCUCUGAACAGACAGUGAUGCAGCGGGACACGUCUUGUUGGACACGUCUCGUUGGACACGUCUCGUUGGACACGUCUCGUUGGACACGUCUCGUUGGACACGUCUCGUUGGACACGUCUCGUUGGACACGUCUCGUUGGACAGCAGGACACCGAACCGGAGCUGAGACCUUUUUCUUGUACAUAGUUGUGUUUUUUUAUUCACUCCUCUCAGAUAUAGACUUUGUGAUAUUUUGUAUUUCUGAAAUAAAGUUGACGUCUUCUUUC